GCUGCUGCUGCUGUCUGAAGUCAUCAGACACUACCAGCUACACUCAUCAAGAGUUUUUGUCAUCAUUAAAUUUUUUUUCUUUUUCUUUAUUAACCACAAGUGUGCGAUAUCUAAGUCUAGACUCUUUGUAAACUCAACUUGCCUGUAGAAUGUAGACAACUUCAUGAAUCGAGAAUCGACGCAAUUGAUUAUUAAACUAGAGAACGGAGAUAGCAUCAUACUUAUCGAUAUCGAUACAACAUCAUACCAUCAUCGUCAUUAAUUGUUGGUGUAUGUAUUAUACAUAUAUAUAUUUAGUGUCUUGUAAGUUGGUUGUAACGAAUAACGACGACAAGAGCUACGAGAUACGAAACAUCCGGGCACGGGGACGGGCAGUUUAGUGUCAAAUGCGACAAGUGUAGAUUCUGUGUUUAGUGGUGAUUAAAUAACAAUAUUGAGGUUACUAAAAAUUUCAUCGUACAAUUUAUAAUAUUUUAUACUUUUUAUUCUCCAAUAGAUAUAUAUCAUAAUCAAUAACUAAUAAUGGCAAAGACAUAUGACUAUUUAUUUAAACUGCUUCUAAUUGGAGAUUCGGGUGUCGGAAAAACUUGUGUGCUCUUCAGGUUCUCCGAAGAUGCAUUCAACACAACCUUUAUCUCCACCAUUGGAAUCGAUUUUAAAAUACGCACAAUUGAAUUAGAUGGUAAAAAAAUAAAACUACAAAUAUGGGAUACUGCUGGACAGGAAAGGUUUCGUACAAUUACAACGGCUUAUUAUCGUGGUGCGAUGGGUAUAAUGCUUGUUUACGACGUAACAAAUGAAAAAAGUUUUGAGAAUAUUAAGAACUGGAUUCGAAACAUUGAAGAAAAUGCAUCGGCAGAUGUUGAAAAAAUGUUGCUAGGUAACAAAUGUGAAUUGACUGACAGGAGACAAGUGUCGAAAGAGAGAGGUGAACAAUUAGCAGUUGAAUAUGGUAUUAAAUUCAUGGAGACUUCUGCUAAAUCAAGUAUCAAUGUCGAGGAAGCUUUUUACACCCUAGCACGUGAUAUUAAAGCUAAAAUGGAAAAAAAAUUGGAGGCAUCGAAUCCACCGAAAAGCGGAGGAAAUCAAUUAAAAGCAUCAGAACCAGCGAGAAAACCACCAAAUUGGCUCUCACGAUGUACUAUACUCUGACCCUACAUUAUUAUUGUAAAGGCCACCUUGAUGUCUACCGUUUUUAAUUGUAAAAAAUUUUUUUACAAACUUCAACUAAUAAUAACACCACCAACAAUCAUAACAUCAACACAAAAAAAAAAACUUUGAGGCUGCACUUGCGGUUUACAAUAAACAGCAGUGCGUUAAGAGCCUUAGAGUUUUAAAAUUAUUCGAAACUUCUUAAUCAUUUUUAACGAAUUAAAAUCACAAUCUUAUAAUAUUAUUUUAAUUAAAAAAAAAAAAACAAAGAAAAAAAAAAAGAAAAAAAAAAUAUAUAUCGGGAACACAGGGGACGAUGGUUGCCGUUGACCAAAUCCACUCUUGCACAGAACUCUUUUUACUAUUAUUAAUUAAUUAAUAUUAUUAAAUGUUAUGACAUCUUACGGGUAGAUGUGACUUUGAAAUAAAAAUUAAAAAAAAAAAAAAUGAAUAAAAUAAAACUACAAACAUUUUACAAUAAAACUUUCGCUCAUUUCGAUAGUACAAUGAUAUAAUUGUCAAAUUUAUAAAAAAAAAGAAAAAAGAAAAAAAAAACAAUUAAACAAAGCAUCUGUAAUACCGUAAGAAAUAAUUAUUCUUCCUUUUAAUUAUAUAAAGAAAAAAAAGUAAAAAAAGAAAAAGAAAAAAAAAAUGAUAAAAUUUAUUUGAUUAUGACGAAACAUCACUUGUAAGUAAGAUUUUUUUGUAAAAAAUCUAUAAAUAAAUCUCAAAGAGAGAUAAAUUAUUAACACUGAAAAUUAUUUUAUAAUUAAUUAUCAUUAAAAUUUAUUACAAUUCAUUUUUAUAUAACUAUAAUAACUAAUAUAAUUAUAAAAUAUUAUUAAUCAUAGCUUUUACACAAAAUUAACCCGUAACAUUGUGAUGUUUCAGCUUAAUGACUGGAUUAAUUUAAACAAAUCACAAUUAUAAUGUGAUGUGAUGAUAUAGAACAAAUAUCUUUAUUUCUUGCGUUGAUAUUAUUAUUAUUAUAAUAAUAAUUAUUAAUUAUUAUUACUGUAAGAACUUCCUAGACGUUCAAAAAAAUUAAAAAACUAAGCAAAUGCGCAAUUCAACGAAUAAUACUAAGGCCGAUGUACAAUCACUUAUUGAAGAUCUCUUUUAUUUGUUCAUUGAUAAAGUCUCAGCGCGCUUUAAAUAUUGUUUUUGCAUUAAUUAUUGAUUUAUUUCAUCUAGACUCAACUAAGCAAAUUUAUUAAAACAAAUUAAAGAUAAAUCGACGACGACGACUAUUAUAAUUAUAAUACAUUUUAUAUUAAUCCUA
This is a messenger RNA of Microplitis demolitor, 2434 nucleotides long. It is a transcript of the gene Rab8, whose product is annotated as ras-related protein Rab-8A. Lineage: Eukaryota; Metazoa; Arthropoda; Insecta; Hymenoptera; Braconidae. The record is from RefSeq and is a predicted model, not a curated record. Bases 523 to 1152 code for a protein of 209 amino acids. Gene Ontology annotation, molecular function: GTPase activity; GTP binding. Gene Ontology annotation, cellular component: endosome; synaptic vesicle; trans-Golgi network transport vesicle. The transcript is spliced from 5 exons. Gene Ontology annotation, biological process: protein localization to plasma membrane; cellular response to insulin stimulus; protein secretion.